UGCCAAACAGGAUGGCCCAGGGUUGUCCUCUUUGCCUGGAGAGCAUAAAUACCACUGGGGAGCUCUGUGAGACUGCAGUUGGUACGAGCUGCUGAGCUGAGACCUUGUACAUCUCGCGCCUCCUGAGGCUGAUUUCAUCCUUUUCCUCCUAGCUUAAAUACUUCAGAAUUGAUUUUCCAGGCUUGGAGGAGCUACAAUUUCCUUGGGACUUGGAAGUACUCAGCAAGAUCUGUGCUGAACUGCAGGAGACCCUGCAAGAAAACCUACCACCAUCUCCUUCUUCAUAGAGGAGGAGACAUGAAUCCUGCCCUGCAUUGGAUCCUUCAUCUGGGAUGCGUGCUGCUCCUGGCAAAGGCAGCUGAAUGCUUUAUCCUGCCAAACUCAAGUCACCUGGAGAGCAUUCUGAGUAAAUACCAGGAGGGGGAAUUUAACUCCAGAUCCAAGAGAGCCAUUUUAUUCUCUGACAGACAGGAGAUACUGAUGCUCCAUAAUAAGCUGAGAGGUCAGGUGUACCCAGUGGCCUCUAAUAUGGAAUACAUGACUUGGGAUGAUGAACUGGAAAGAUCAGCCCAAGCUUGGGCUCAGCAGUGCAUCUGGGACCAUGGGCCCAGUGCCCUCAUCAGGUCAAUUGGACAGAACUUGGCAGUUCACUGGGGCAGGUACCGUUCUCCAGCUUUCCAUGUCCAGUCUUGGUAUGAUGAAGUUAAAGAUUACACAUACCCGUAUCCUCACGAGUGCAAUCCAUGGUGCCCAGACAAAUGUACUGGCGCUAUGUGCACGCAUUACACCCAGAUAGUCUGGGCCACGACGAACAAGAUUGGCUGUGCUGUGAAUGUCUGCAAGCAGAUGAAUGUCUGGGGAGAAAUAUGGGAGAAUGCUGUCUACCUGGUCUGCAACUACUCACCAAAGGGGAACUGGAUUGGAGAAGCCCCAUACAAGACUGGCCGCCCCUGCUCUGAGUGCCCACCGAGCUAUGGAGGAGGCUGCCAGAACAACCUCUGCUACAAAGAUUACCGUUACGAGGAUCCCAUCAUCACCGAGACGGAUGAGACAAACGAAGUGGAGAUUUCCCAGGUUGCGGAGCAGAAGCCGGUGCGGUUCAACCUUCCAGAAAGCAAGGCCAACAAACCUACCAAGCCCAAGAAGGUCAUCCCAGAGUCCUACAUGACACAAGUCAUAACGUGUGAGACCAAGAUGAGAGACAAAUGCAGAGGCUCAACAUGUAACAGGUAUUUGUGCCCAGCUGGCUGCUUGUACAGUAAGGGAAAGAUCUUUGGAACAUUUUAUUAUGAAAGUUCAUCAAGCAUCUGUCGUGCUGCAAUUCAUUAUGGCAUCUUGGAUAAUAAAGGAGGGCUGGUUGAUAUCACGAGGAAAGGGAGGACACCGGCGUUUGUGAAGUCUACCCGGAAUGGCGUGGAGUCAUUUAGGAAAAGCAAGCCUUCGAAUGCGUUCAUGGUUUCCAAAGUCACAACACAGACGCUGGAUUGCUACACUACCGUAGCUGAGCUGUGCCAGUUCAAAAAGCCGGCAACCCAUUGCCCAAGGAUUUAUUGCCCAGCCCACUGUAAGGACGAGCCAUCGUACUGGGCACCGGUGUUUGGCACAAACGUUUAUGCAGAUAGCUCCAGUAUCUGCAAAACUGCUGUGCAUGCAGGAGUCAUUCCAGAUGAAAGAGGUGGUUUUGUGGAUGUGAUGCCUGUUGAAAAGAAGAAAAGUUAUGUUGGCUCCCUAAAGAAUGGAGUCCAGUCUGAGAGCUUAAAGAAUCCUGCGGAUGGAAACGCCUUCCGGAUUUUUGCUGUGAAGCAGUAAAAUCCCAAGGAAGGUCCAUUUCUCUUUGGGAGAGCGCUCUGUUGAUCUCCAGAGACAGGAAGCCUCCUCUGACAGCAUCAGCUCUGACUGUACCCUCCUUGCUGAUCUCUUUCAGGGAAUUAAAAAAGAAAAUGGGGAAAAAAAAAGAAAAAAAAGACAAAAAAAAAAAAAAGACACCAGGUUCUGACUCAGCUGUUCGCAUCUCAUCACACCCGUUCAGCGUUGUAUCUUUCUGUGUUUUUGUUUCUCUAGGGGCAUUCAGCAACGAUAAACUGUUCUAACUUUCAAUUUACAAGAGGUGUGCUACACAGAACGACAGUAGCUUAAUGUAUGGCAGAUGUAGGGAUCUUGGCCUGGCCUUGGAUAGCAUUUUUAAGGUGUGAAGCAUCUACUGCAACUGGUGUGAGGAUGUGCAUACUGCUGAGCAGACUUGGAAGUGAGUGACUAUCCAGGUGCUGGAUCCUUUGAAAUGAGAAACUGUUUGAAAAGUUGCAUCCUUUGGGGAGAGGCUGGGCUUUGACAGAGUGGUUUUGUGUAUAUAUGAUGUUUCGUGUGCAACAGAAGAGAAAAUCUGGUCUUUUCCCAAUGAGGUGGCAUGCAUCAGCACGGCUGUGUAAGGCUGCUGGGGCAUCACGCUAGGCUAUGUUGUAUGAUUGUGUCAUGUUUGGGGAGAGGAUGUUCUUGUCGGUUGGACGUCAAGGUUUUUUGGGGAUAUUAGUAGGGUGUGAAAUGGUGGCAGAGAGCCUUGCUGCAGAAAAUGAGGCCACCAGAUAACCAAAACAGCAAGUUUAGUGUUUGCUGGUCAAACAUUCACAGGUAUUUUGCAAGUUUGGCAACCUAUGAGAAGUCAAUGAAUUGGGGCUCCUGUGCUGGCACAUCUCAUCCUAUACUACACGCCAUUUCACAUAAGAUUUCAGUUAAAUGCAGUGUAUUGUUUUAUACAGCAGUGCUGGUUGUUUUAUCUGUAGUAGUUAAGUAGUGAUGAAGUUAAUCUUAUUUCUGCUAGGAAUGGUUGCAGCCGUAGGAAGCAUGUUCACUUCACCUUUGUGAAGCUUUUUGUGGUGUGUGCAGUUCUGAGACUUUGAAGUUAUGACAUAAAUUGAGUUAGAUUAACUUUUCCCUUUCAGUUUGUGAAACCAGCAGUUCCCCACUGUCAGUGUGAAUGCUAUACUAAAGAGCAUUUGGUACCCAGAAUGAUACGUUUUGCAUAGCCCAGAUGUGUUAUAAUGAUGUUAUUUCAUGUUUUGUUAUUUACACCUCAACAUGCACCCAACUGCAUUCCAAAGCCAAAAGGAGAGCCCAAUAUGACUUGCUCUUUUAAGGCUGGAGAGAGUAUUCUCUACUUUGUAUUGGAAAUGAAUUUUUACAAUUGGUCUAAACACAAAUCCAGUUGUAACUUCAGUAGUCAUAAGAAGGCAACUUAAAUUUUAAUUCUUCAGUUCUUGUUAAUGCAUAAUCCUUCUGCUCAAUAACUUGACUGUAAUAUUUUAUAACAAAUGAGAAAAUAUUACCCUUUGUUUGGCAAAUGUCUCAUAGCUGCUCUUAUGCUCAGGUCAUGUUUGUUUUACUCUAGACAGAUAUACAAGCCAUCUCUUCAAGCUCUUUCAAAACACAGAUCAAAAAUGUUUAUAUAAUUAAGCACGUCUUUAAUUCUGUAAACACCAUGAAAUCAGCAAGGAUAUUACAUUUAUCACUCAGUUUGUCUCACCAUUGGGGUUUCUUUCUCUGUGAAAUCUGAAUUUGGAAAGAGACCUUUUGUAAAAGCUGCUUUGCAUCGUCUCCAAAAGUGCUGCAUAGAAAACCUAGCUUUGUGGGGGAUAGAAAGAAAUGACUCUGUGUGUUGUCUUUGUUUAUAUAGUUUAUAUAGUAUCGUCUUUCAAGAUGUAUCGUAUUUGCUUUAGAUAGGAAAACUGAACUAUUUCUUUCUUAAUAGGUAAAUUGGUGUUAAAAACAGCUGGAACAUAUCUUAGAAAAGCUGCUGGUUGGAAGCAUUUGAGAUCUUGGCAGUGAGAUAAGGCUUUCCCUGUGUCUGCCCACUGUGAAUAAUUACGCUAUACAUGGUCUGGUUCAAGCCCAUUACAUACUGCAGCAUGAAUCUAGGACCAUCAUGGGCCAAAUGGUAGCCACAGUGCUACUUAUUGAAUUAGAAAGAGUAAGAGAUGCAAUCAGGUAUUCUUCACAGGGACUGCAAGAGCACAUAAACGCCUGAUGCUAACAUAUGAUCCCACCUCUAACAUGCUGUCAGUAAUAAAUUACAUGUGCUCUAAAAUGACGGAAAGAAAUGUGAGGGCUCUUGCAGACAAGCCCAGGGGAUUAUUGUGAGCACAUAAAAAUCCAAACAGCUUGGGAUAUAUCUACCUGAAGAAAAGGGGGUGAGGGAAGAAUUAUUAUUCCAACAGAAAUAUCCUAACAUACGUAAUUCAAGUUACAAUUGCGUAUUUUUAACUUCAGCCAACUGGUUUGGAUUUUUAGAAACUGAUGUUAAUUUAAGUUUGUAUCUGUUUAUUUUUAUAUCUGUUGCACAAAAGAGAAAUUGUGACCUUACUACACAAAUAUUAUUCGAGGUCCUGGGUGCUAUUAGUUUAAACAUACCUCCACCAGAAUUAGGGGCGAUCAGGUCCUCCAAGGCAGUCAUGAUAUAUCAAUUACUUGCAAUCAUGUGUGCUAGCUAUUCAUAUAUAGGUGGGACAGUACCAGUUUUUAGCCAAAUAUUUACUGAUUUUAUUUCUGAUACCAAAACAUUUCUCAGCCUAAUAUAUUUCAACGCAGCUUAAAGGUGCAGCAUGACUUUAUAUCACCAGAUCCAUUCCUGCUUAGACGCCAGCCCAGCAGAUUAGUAAGAACAUGGCAACUUGAAGCAUCCAGGCAUAGCCAUAGUGGUGAAGCCUCUGGCAAAGCCAAUGUUGCCUGGUUGUUCUCUUCCAAGGAAUUUAGUUUUGAAGCCAAGCCUGCCAGUGCAGACACUGCCAUUGCAGAGCAUCUGGCUCACCACAGACAGCUUUCAGUACACACAACCAGUGUGAAAGUUGAAGCAUGGUGCCUCCCCAGCUGCCAGUGUCCUGUCAGGUCCUUUGGCUCCAUUAAUAUCUUCAUUUUAAGAUGUUCAGCCAACACCUGAUUGAGGAGUCUCCGUUUGGUUGGUUGUGCAGUCUAAAUAUUUAGGGCCAGUUCAUAGAGUUGCUUUUCUUUUUUUCUAUGAAAAAUGAUGUAUUUUACUUCCUAUGUGUAAAAGUUUCUUGUAAAUUUUUACCUACUUUUGCAUGUUUUUCAAGGGGCCGUGUGUUUAUAAACUACAAUUUUUUUUUUCUAAAUAACAGAAUUGUAAAAUAUCUUUCCCUUUCCCCUCCAUUUUCUUUUGAUUUCUGAAUUAUUUGUGAAAUAAAACCUUUCCAGAA
This is a messenger RNA of Pezoporus flaviventris, 5204 nucleotides long. It is a transcript of the gene CRISPLD2, whose product is annotated as cysteine rich secretory protein LCCL domain containing 2. NCBI's taxonomy places the organism in Eukaryota, Metazoa, Chordata, Aves, Psittaciformes, Psittacidae. The coding region runs from base 298 to 1809 and encodes 503 amino acids. Gene Ontology annotation, cellular component: extracellular region. The transcript is spliced from 15 exons. The record is from RefSeq and is a predicted model, not a curated record.